CGCGCGCCUCCUGCGUCGCUGCCCACGUAAUCGGAUUUGCGUUGUGACGCAGGCGCGCACGAGCUCGGCUUGUCUUCUUUAUUCCCCGAGCGCGAGCAGAUUCAGAAUCCGCUAUGUGUGCACAGCGCGAGAGCCCCCGCGCGCUCCUGCCGAGCUUGUCCGUAUAUUAGAUCUAGCUCGUUUAAAUCCUGAAACCGAAGAUGGCGUUGAGAUAACUGCGGGUUGAACCGGACUGUAGCUGCGACUUGGGAAGCGUCUCUUCACCGCGGAGAAGAAUGGAAAAGCCGCUGCUGCUGCUGUGCUCGCAGCUCAGCCUCCAGAGCAGGGUGUACGAGGUGACCUUAAACAGCGCUUCACUCUCCUGGAGGGAGCUCGAGUCGAGACAGAAACGGGCCGCUGGCAGCAUUUACGGUCCUCUUACGGCUGCAGGCAGCCACUGUGUGCCAGUGUGUGAGAUCAUAUCUGUCCACGAGACGGAGGAAGACUGUCCAAAAACAGAUGUAGGAAAGUGGCAGAAAGUUCCACAAAGUCUACCUGAAUCUAACCAGCAUGCUUUUACAGUGUCUUAUGUGGAGAGGACUCAGAAACACCGCUGGCGGUGCAGCGAAGUCACCUUCAUGUGCACUGAUAGGACACUGUGUCUACUGUGGGUCCAAGCCAUCAGGGAGCAGCUCUCACUAUUGACUACCCGACCGAAGCGCUUGCUGGUUUACAUAAAUCCCUACGGAGGGAAACACCGUGGGAAAAGGAUUUAUGAGCAGAAAGUAGCGCCAAUUUUUUCCAGUGCCUCUAUUUCCACUGAUGUGAUUGUUACAGAGUGUGCGAAUCAUGCCAGGGACCACUUGAAAACAGAGGCUAAUCUAAAGAAAUAUGACGGGGUGGUUUGCGUCGGAGGAGAUGGCAUGUUCAGUGAAAUCAUACAUGGCCUGAUCUGGCGUACGCAGCAUGACGCCGGUGUUGACCAGGACAGUUCAGACAAGACUCUGGUACCUUGCAGCCUUCGUAUCGGCAUCAUUCCCGCAGGUUCGACUGACUGCAUAUGCUACGCAACUGUGGGAUCCAACGACCCUGUGACCUCAGCUCUGCACAUCGUUGUGGGAGAUUCCCAGCCGAUGGAUGUUUGCUCCAUUCACCAUAACAACAGCUUUCUCCGCUACUUUGUCUCACUGCUUGGUUACGGUUUUUAUGGUGACGUACUGAGCGACAGCGAGCGGAAGCGCUGGAUGGGUCCCGCUCGCUACGACGUCUCAGGUGUUAAAACGUUUCUGUCACAUCGCUACUAUGAAGGAACGAUUGCUUUCGUCCCUGCCGAUGAGAACGUAGGGACUCCGCGAGACAAGCUGCAGUGCCGAUCUGGGUGUAACAUCUGCAGACUGCCUUCAACUGAUGAGGAAGUUUACAGAGAUGAGGAAAGCGUCUCAAGUAACGAGACAAAAGAACAGUGGCAGGUCAUCAGGGGAAAGUUUCUGGCCAUCAAUGCUGCGUGUAUGAGCUGCGCUUGUCCUCGCAGCCCCAAAGGCCUGUCUCCAUCCGCACACCUGGCUGAUGGCACAGCUGACCUCAUCCUGGUGCGCAAGUGUUCACGGGUUGACUUCCUGCGCCACCUGCUGCGUCACGUCAACAAAGAUGACCAGUUUGACCACCCGUUUGUAGAGGUUUACCGCGUGCGACAGUUCCGCUUCACCCCCAGGUACGAGGACACGGACUCUGACCUGGAGCUGGACGACGCAGAGGGCCCUGGUCAUAAACGCUUCUUCAGCCAGAUAUGCAGAGAGCAUCCAGCGUGCACCUGCAGACCGGGGCACAGCAGCUGGAACUGUGAUGGAGAAAUCUUGCCUCAUGCUGCCAUUUAUGUCAGAGUGCACUGCCAGUUGAUCAAGCUGUUUGCGAGAGGAAUCGAAGAGCAAUCGGUCUUUGAAGAACCUUACCCUCUCAGUGCAAUAUAGAGCUGCCUGUCACUUGGAAAAGGAAAAGAAAUCUAAUUUGCUGGACCAUGAAGGAUCCCAGGCCAUUAGGUCACAUUUGGGUUAACGUGAUGCUGUUACAGGUUUCAUUACGCAGCUAUUUGUAGCGCUUGCAGGAAGUGAUAUCAUUAGUUUGCUAGUAUGUGCACCCCAUUUGAGUAGAUAGCAUGAUUCAUAGAUCACUAAAAUCACAAUGGGGGACGGUUCACGUUGUUAAAGCUUUAUUUUCACAGUAUUGUUUUUUUUUUUUUUUUACUUCUUUUAGAGUCAAAAAAUUGCUAAGGAUGUUUCUUAUUCAACCUAGCACAAGUUUUGAGCAUGGUUUCUGUCAGUCUUCCUCUGUCAUCAAGCUGGCCUUGAUUUUUGGAUAGUACUAUCCCAAAGUACAAGUUUAAUGUGCAAUUUAUUCUAAUAAUUAUUUUUUUUUUACUGUAAGUGAAGUACUCGACAUAAUCUUGAAGUAGUUGUUAUUAAACAAUAUAUUUAGUUACUUCAGUUCUUUCCUUAAUAAAUAAUAUUUAUAAAUGACUGUUGUGAUAAUAUUAAGCUGUUUUGUCCAGCAGCUAAAAUGUAUCAUCUAUAAUGUGUAAUAUAUUGUUUUUGUAGCAGUCACGCACUCCGUGUAUACUGGACACUGAAGGCGAUUAGUCUAUCUCAUAAUACUCUACACAUUAUGCUGAGAGAAAUUGCUCAUUAGGAAAUUAAAUCCUACGCCAAACGUCAGGCAUCAACUAUAGAUACUUAACCUGUUGUGUCCCAUUAGCAUGAUCAGUGUUGUUGCAGAAGCCUUGUUUGAAUGCGUUGUGAUCCCCUUAGAAGAUGUUGUUGUAGCUUUGUCUACAACAUGAUUCUCCUGGGUGUCAACCUGUCGAGGAUCUCCAUCUUCUUCCUGUAAAAUCGACAUAGGGCAUCCGAUCUGUCCUUCUGCUGAAGUUUUAAUAAAAUUGUCUUCACUGC
Molecule: messenger RNA, 2921 nt
Organism: Clarias gariepinus (North African catfish)
Lineage: Eukaryota; Metazoa; Chordata; Actinopteri; Siluriformes; Clariidae
Gene: cerk
Product: ceramide kinase
Exons: 13
Coding region: 276-1946 (556 amino acids)
Molecular function (GO): kinase activity
Source: RefSeq, a predicted model, not a curated record